Molecule: messenger RNA, 3257 nt
Organism: Oldenlandia corymbosa var. corymbosa
Lineage: Eukaryota; Viridiplantae; Streptophyta; Magnoliopsida; Gentianales; Rubiaceae
Source: the annotation of a GenBank genome assembly
CGCAACUCAAGUCCGCAGUAUAAAUCCACAUCGCCAAAAAAAUGAGUGCUCCCCUCACUCUGAGGUUCCAUUUCCAAGUGUGAAUUCGUUGAAUUUAGAGAGAGAAAGUUAAAAAAAAAAAAAAAUUUUAUCCAGCGCUCUUUCGAACCGGAGCUCCCCGAAUUUCACUAAAUGGGAGGGGAAGAAACAGUGUCAGAGGUGCCUGAGGCUACAGCCAAUGGCGAAGCUUCAAAAACGGAAAAGAAGGAAACCACAAUAGAAGAGGAAGUAAAAGGGAAAGAAACUGUAGAGGAAGAGGAUAAGAAAGAUGAUGCUAAGGUUGAUCCCCAACCCAUGGAUGUAGACAAAGAUGACAACAAAGAGGGCGACGAGUCAAAGGCCGAGGUUGAAGAACCUAAGAAACAAGUUGAGGAAGAAGGAAAGGAAAACAAAGUGGAAGAGGGCAAGGAAGAAAAGAAGGGUGAUGAAAUGAAAGAGGACAAAGAUGCUAAAUCCGAGGAAAACAAUGAAAAUAAGGUUGAAGCCAAUGCUGAUGAAGGGAAAGACAUAAAGGAUGAUACCGAUGAAAAGAAAGAGGAAAAGGAAGCCACAGUUGAAGAAGAGGAGAAAAAGGAAGACACUGAUGGGGUCCAAGAGGAAAAGACAGAUACAGAUGAAGUAAUGGAGGAAAAGGAAGGUGCAGAUGAAGACCCAGAAGACAAGAAAUCUGCGGAUGAGGCUGAAGACCAAAAGGAAGAUGCUGAUGAGGUUAAAGAAGAUAAGGAAGAUGCGGAUGUCGUAAUGGAGGAAAAGAAAGAUACAGAAGAUGUCAAGGAGGAAAAAGAAGAGGUCAAAGAGCCGAAAAACACAAAGAAACGUUCAAAGAGAACUAGUUCGGCUGAGAGAAGCAAAGACAAGAAAAAGGAAGUUGAAAAGAAAAAGGAGGAGCCCAAAACUCCAGUUGCUCCUUUGAUUGACCGCCCUGUUCGCGAGCGUAAAUCAGUCGAAAGGCUUGUUGCUGCUAUUGAAAAUGAUGCGAACAAGGAAUUUCGUAUUGAAAAGGGUCGUGGAACUGCUCUUAAAGAUAUCCCUAAUGUGGCCCAAAAGUUAUCAAGGAAGAAGAGUGAGGAAACUUUGAAGUUGAUGCACACAAUCCUUUUUGGGAGGAGGGGCAAGGCAACACAGAUCAAGAGUAAUAUUUCACGCUUUUCAGGGUUUGUGUGGCAUGAGAAUGAGGAAAAGCAAAAGCUAAAAGUGAAAGAAAAAUUAGACAAGUGUGUUAAAGAGAAAUUGGUGGAGUUUUGCGAAAUUCUUGAUAUAUCUGUUUCAAGAGCAAAUACCAGGAAGGAAGACAUUGUUGUAAAGUUAAUGGAGUUUUUGGAGGCACCCCAUGCUACAACUACUGAGACGCCGGAUGAGAAAGAACUGUCAAGUAAGGGAAAGAAGCGUCAGAGAUCAAGUAGUAGUGGUGGGUCAGCAAGUACACCUUCUAGAGGUUCAUCUAAGAGUCGAAAGAAAACAGACGGUGCAUCUGCUAGACAUGAGGAGAAAAAGAAUUCUGCCGAAUCAGAAGCCGAAUCUGAAGGAGUAGAGGAAGAAGAAGUGGUGCAAGAGGAAGCAGAUAAGGAGAAUGCUAAUGGUCUUCCUGAAAAAUCAGAUGAUGAGAUGUCUGAUAAAGCUGAAACUGAGAAGGAAAAUGAAUCUGAAACAGAUUCUGAGGUGGAGAAAGAAGAGAAGAAACCUGUUUCGAAAAAGGCAUCUACAAAGAAGGAAUCUGCUGGUAAUUCGAAAAGUAAAAAAGUUGUUACCCCAAAGAAAUCCACCGCACCUUCCAAAUCCACCCCGGUUUCCAAAUCCACCCCUUCAAAAUCAACACCGAGCCGCUCAAAAGCCACUCAGAAGACUGUUUCCAGUGCAAAGGGGACCUCAGGGAAGAAGAAAACCGAAGUAGAAGCCAAGGUGAAGCCAUCAACGCCGAAGAAGUCUGCUUCGAAGGAGAGUACUGGUUAGACUCUAUUUUACUCCUUUGGAUUGUUUUUUUCUCACUAGAUUUUUGAAGCCUUUGCUGCUCUUUUCCUGUCGUUGGUAGAUACUGUGAUGAUUAAUAUCAUCUCAUUAUUUUCAAUAGCUCUGGAGCCAGAGCUGCAAUUGCUGUUUACGUUUGUUCUUUUACAAACCUGUUGGUUUACGACCGAACGAGAGAUAUUGACCAUUGAUGAAAGUGCCCCUUCUUUUUAUUUUUUUUGUGCAUGACAUCUGAUCUUGGCACAAUCAGAAUCAGGGUUUUAUAGGGCCUCAAUUUUCUUGCCCUAGCAGCCGCCAGGAAAUUCACAAACUUGUGCUGUAAAAAUUAAUCAUUGCUUCGCAAAAUGUCCUGUUUUUAACUUUUUUUUAUCCGCACACAGGAAAGAAGAGUGAGAAAAAAGGGAAGGAGAAGCCUAAAGAUGAUAAAUCCAAACCAACUGAUGAUGAUCUGAGAAACGCAAUAUGUGAAAUUCUGAAAGAAGUAGACUUCAACACGGUUAGAAGACAUACUGUUUGACAGUUUAAAGCGAUCUUUUUAUUCUUGUGCUUUAUCGGAUCUGAUUUGUUUUAAUUGUGCAGGCUACCUUCACCGACAUUCUGAAGCAACUUGGUAUGGGUCUAUAACUCAAAUUUUCAUAACUGAGGCUUCUCAUGAUAUGCUAGCUUCGCACUUAUGUUGACAUUGUGUUGUCUGUGAGUUUCAGCGGAGCGGUUCAAGACAGAUCUCGCGCCGAGAAAGUCAAGCAUCAAGCUCAUGAUCCAGGACGAACUUACGAAGCUAGCCGACGAGGGAGAUGAUGAGGAAGAAGAGCCUGAAGGUGAGAAAGACAAUAGACAGACUUCCAGCCAAGACGUGAAGGCCUAAGAAUCUAGAUAGGGAGGAAAUGACCACAGAGAAUUAUAAUGUAGCCUUUUUGGUGACUGACUGUUAAAUUUGUUGCAUGUUGUUAUCUGGAGACCUGAUUGGGAUAACUUAGCGGUACUUUAUGUGUUAGAGUUAGUCUGCACAGGCAAUGAAUGGUGUAUCUGCCCUUGGCUUCUGCGCAUAUGGCAGUUUGUUCAUGUACACACACACAUAUCCUUUGUUAGGACUUCUGUUUCUGUGGUUUUGUUGUGGUAGCUAGCUAGAUGACCUUCAGUCAGUUGCAUUAUCAGAUGGAUUAUUAUCUUUCUUUGUAUCAGUAAAGUGUAAUUGCCGAUUUAAAACUCUUUUCUUUUUUUGUUUUUCUAUUAUACAUUCAUCGAGUUUGCAC